UACCCACAUCGUGUCGGUGUUCUUGCUCCCCUCCACCUGGCCGCUGCACUGUGGUGACCCCGACGUGAUACUGCACGGACGCUGCGGACGAGAGAAGGUGGAGACAUCCCGGCUGCUAGGAAAGCAGGCUGCUCGAGAAGCAGGAUCCUUGUUGUGGCCACGGCUGACCGGUGAGUCAGGCAGACUGCGGUCUGGACGGGAUGGGUGCCGCUGUAUCAGCGAUAGAACGAGCUACAGUCGACGGGUUGCUCAGUGUAGCGAAAAGGACUGGGCACACGCUCCCUCGAGCUGAGCUCGUGGACUUCUUGUAUUGGUGUCGGAGACGUGGUCUCUUGACUUCUUCUGAUCAAUUGUUUGAUAUCGAACAUUGGGAAAAGAUUGGGUCUGAAUUAUGGCAAAGUGUGCAGAACGGCCAAAAGGGGAGCAAGUAGAUGGCGCAGAUCUUCCGAAUAGUUCGGGAGAUGAUUCAACAAGUCCAUGCUGAUGCUGAAAUCGCCACUGCUUUGCAAAAAGCCCUCGAUUGUUCUACACAGCCGAAGGAAAAGGAAAAAGACGAGGAGGGAAAGGACAGUUGUUCGACGUUGAUAGAUUGGGAGGCAAAAUCUGAUCCUCCCCCAUUGUACCCCCCACUAGCAGCGCCUAUGUUUCGGGGAGAGUUUGAGGAUCUCAUUCCCCCUUGGACCCCUAACGAGAUUUCUGCUGGGACAGCUGCUGCGCCUUCUGCGCCCCCUCCCCCGGAGGCUAUGGAGGUUGAUCCAGCUAAAGUACCGUUACCGGAGGACGGAAAAACGUCCCCUCAGAAUCCUCUUGUCGACGAGCUACGGUUGCAACGAGAGCAGAUGGCUAAGUUGCUGGGGGCAAUGCAAGAAAUAGACUCUAAAGGGGGGAAGGGCAAAACGUGGGAGCAAGAGCUUUUUCGCAUUCAACAGCGACGUCUACACUUUGAAUCGCUAGAGCAAAAAAUAUUAGCAUACUGUAGGUGGGCAUUGGAGAAGGAGGUACAUCGCCUAGAAAGUCAGGGGAAAACAUACAUACUUCAAACACGGUGCAGUCGGAAGGUACCCCUGAGAUUUUUUACAUUAGUAGGGCCCUUUAGAAGAAGCCCUGAUAAAGCGUUAGCAGAAGCAGUUGAAAGGCUGCGCAGAAAUGAAGGAUAUCAUAGCACUGCUCAUACUGUUCGCCUCUGGCGUCACCUCUUGGCUAACGAAAGUUGACCAGAGGCAAAACAUGUGGAUUACAUGGGCUAAUCAGACUAAUCUAACAUCCUUUUGCCUAUCCUUAGCCACACCUUCCGAUCCAUUUCGCACUUGUCUAUUAGG
This is a messenger RNA of Manacus vitellinus (golden-collared manakin), 1319 nucleotides long. RefSeq lists its product as uncharacterized. The transcript is spliced from 2 exons. Bases 432 to 1214 code for a protein of 260 amino acids. Lineage: Eukaryota; Metazoa; Chordata; Aves; Passeriformes; Pipridae. The record is from RefSeq and is a predicted model, not a curated record.